GUGCACGCGCUGCAGCUCCUGCUCGCUCGGUCCGUGCACGCGCGUGAGCAGGUCACUCACUUCCGGUCUGCUGACACUUUUGUGCGUGUACACUUCCUGCUACUGCUGCGGCGUUCGUUCGCGUGCACGAGUGCUGGAAGUGGGCACGAGUCGUGCACGAUUUGUGGCGCAUUGAAGUGUGCGUGUGCAUGAGUGUGUGUUUGUGUGUGUGUGGUGGGGGGUCAACGGGGGCACAUGACUGCUUAACGCGUGCGCGCCCUCUUGUGCACACGUCAACUGUUGCACAACUACCGCGUAUAUGCGUGUGUGUGUGUGUCAAGUGAACGUACAAACGCACACACGCUCACACAUAGACAUGAACACGCGUGCACACGCGCAAUCUCACGCUUCAACUCACUCCAUCUCUCACACACACACACACACGAACGCACCGGCAUGCAGGAAGUGACCAGGUAGGCCCCGCCCCUUCUUUGUGCAUCCAAUCACAGUUGAAUUGUUCACAUUUGAUGCUAAUGCCAUUUUUAUUUUACAGAUGUUGGACUAACCACAAAAACGCAGAUGCGAAGUGUUUGGGAAAACGUCAAACGUUUUCCUUCCUCGUCGUCGGCGUCCGCCUUGCAAAUUUUGGUCGUAUCGUUUGUCGUGAGGGUCGCGUCGGCCGGCUGCCGCCUCGCCAAUCGGUUCGCAUUUGAACCCUCGCCGCGAUUGUGAUGACUCAGCAAGAAAAGGCAAGAGGAAGCUGGUCCUGCCGCUCCCCAAGGAAGUCUUCCAGCAAGCGCCUCCUCCCGCACUGUGAGCUCAUCGGGAUGCUUUUCACGACAACGAAAGCGAGGCGCGCCGCUGGCCAAGUCUACGCUCUCGUUGGUCCACUCCCGCCUCGCUCUCCGGGCCCCGCCUUUCAGAGUCGCACGCUUUCCGAGUCACAGAUACUACAGUGUACAACGUGACGACGGCGACCCCGAGUGGACAAAAAUAAUAUGUGCACCCCAUAUGCCUAUUUUGUAUUGGUAUUAUGCAUACACUUCUAAAAUGUAUCUAUGAAUAGAAUAAAUACAUGGUAGUAAUUGUGUGUGGGGGGGGGUCGGUGUGACCCCUGCGAGCACAGCUAGUAAUCAAUCAAUCAAUCAAUCAAUCAAUCCGAGUUUUAGCAAUACAAUUGUACGCUUUCUUUUUUUUUUUUGUGGGAACUUUGGGAGCACAGACGCACUUGAAGAUCUUGCAGAAAAAGUGGACGCUUUUUGAACGCCGGCCUUUUUUACUGGCGGGACACGUCCCAAUACUUUUGCCCUCAUGAGAUGGACUUGUCGACGAAUGACAACUAAAACUGUUUCUGUGCGUUUCAGCCCGCCGAGAGAUUUAGACUCCAAAGCGUGCGUGACCAUCGGCGACAAGAAUUUCGAGGUGAAGGCCGACGACCUGGAGCGCAUCGGCGAGCUGGGCCGCGGCGCGUACGGCGUGGUGGACAAAAUGAGGCACGUGCCCAGCGGCGUCAUCAUGGCCGUCAAGCUGAUCCGCGCCACCGUCAACACUCAAGAGCAGAAGAGGCUGCUCAUGGACUUGGACAUCUCCAUGCGGACCGUGGACUGCCUCUACACCGUCACCUUCUACGGGGCGCUCUUCAGAGAGGGCGACGUGUGGAUCUGCAUGGAGCUGAUGGACACGUCCCUGGACAAGUUCUACAAGCUGGUGACGGAGAGGGAGCUCACCAUUCCCGAGGACAUCCUGGGAAAGAUCGCCGUCUCUAUCGUGAAAGCGUUGGAGCAUCUUCACAGCAACCUGCACGUCAUCCACAGAGACGUGAAGCCGUCCAACGUGUUGAUCAACACUCAAGGUCGAGUGAAGAUGUGCGACUUCGGCAUCAGCGGCUACCUGGUGGACUCGGUGGCCAAAACCAUGGACGCCGGCUGCAAGCCUUACAUGGCGCCGGAGAGGAUCAACCCCGAAACCAACCAGAAAGGAUACAACGUCAAGUCUGACAUUUGGAGUUUGGGAAUCACCAUGGUGGAGCUGGCCACCCUGGCUUUCCCGUACGACUCUUGGGGGACGCCCUUCCAGCAGCUCAAGCAGGUCGUGGAGGAACCUUCUCCGCAGCUUCCCGCCGACAAGUUCUCCCCGCAAUUGGUGGACUUCACCUCGCGCUGCUUGAAGAAAGUGUCCGAAGAGCGACCCACCUACGCGGAGCUGAUGCGACAUCGCUUCUUCACGUCUCACGAUGCCAAAGACACCGACGUGGCGACCUUCGUCAAGGUCAUCCUGGGGGACCGCUGAGGUCACCGGGCGUCACCAAUCGCAGCCCUUCUACCCGCGAGACUCCGCCCCCGUCCUCCAGGAAGCCAUCGGGAUGCGUCGAUCACGUUUGUUUUACUUACUCGUUACUCGUCGUGCUUGCAGGAAGCUUCGAUUUACCGAUUGAUCGAUUGUCUGAAUGACAAAAAAAAAAGUACGCGAGAGUUUUGUGAUGAGUCCAGAUAAUAAACAGUAAUCCAGUCCCCCUUCCAGUCUUCCGAUGCCCGUAUGAUGGCCAACGGCUCUCGGUCGCCAACGUCACAGUUUCGUUCGGCGGGAGAUAGACGACGGGAAGAGAAAGCACAGGGAUGAAGUUUAUGGGAAGAGGUGUCCCGCCGGUGUCCGAGGCGUCGACCUCCGCCACGGACUGGACGGCGAGAGGACGGGAGCACGGGCGAAAAGGGUCUUGAGUCGGUCGAAGGCUCGGGAUGCCGCCGGGGUCCGUUGACACGGAUUGCGACUUGGCCGUAGAAGUCGGCGAAUCCGAGGGAACGGAGUUCCUUGCGGUUGGUGGGGGUGGGCCGGUUCUUGGCAGGCUCAGGUCGGAGUUGUCGGUUGGAGACGACGUAGCCUCGGAAGUGUGCGGAGGAGAGGUGGAAUUCGCAUUUUGCGGGUUUUCAAGGAGGCGCCGGAGGAACUCGGCGUACGUGACUGCGAUGUUCUUCAGGGGAGCGGGACAAAAGGACAAUGAAAGCAAAACAAAGCUGUUCGGCGUAUCGCGGAGGACGUCGUCGAUGAAGGUUUCGGUUAAUCCCAACGGCACCACUUGGUAUUCCAAGUGUUCCGUUCAUCCCCCUCUCCGACACGGAGGCAUUUGGCGGGUCCGAUUUGGGGAAUAUCUGGGCGUCACGGAGGGGCGAUGAGGGCAAGCGGCGAUGUCAUUGAGUCCGCGGUAGUCGAUACCGGGGCGGAGAGCGCCGUCUUUCUUCUCAACAAAAAGAAGCCGGCGAGUCCGUUGCGGCGGAGAAACGGCCAGGUCUCGCGAUGACGCGGCGCGGCCGGUAAAGACAAAUGUUUGUCCGUGCUCAUCGUUUCACGAGCGAUCGAUGCAGAAAUCCAGAAAAGUCCAUAAGCUCGUGAUCUUUUCCCGGUUUGUCAUCUGUGUGACCGGUCCGUUGUUUCGCCGCUCGCACAUUGGCUAGCGACCGGUCCAGGUCGUACCCCGCCGGCUCACCCUAACGCCGUCGAAAACGCACAGACGGAAUUUGGUUCCGUUUCCCCCGAGGCGUCUGCGACCCCCCCGGGGAGUCCCGGUGUUGCGUUUGCGACUCGCAUCGGUUUUGUUGUGUGACUUCCGAUGUCGUUUUGUCGUUGUUGUUGCGUGUGCGGAGCGUUCCCAAGACUCUUGAUGCAUUUUCCCUCUUUUCGUCGAUUGCUCUCAGAACUCGUGCGUGUGAACUGUGGUCUAGAAAAAAUAACUAUUCUAAUUCAAAUGUCAUUUUUACCCAAAAAGCCUCAUUGACGCCAACAUUUCACCUCAUUUAAAUACAAGUAACCCUUUUUUUAUCGUUUUUCCACACGGGCGAGAUUUAGAAGUUAUGCUGUGCGUGUACGUGACGUAUCUUGCUGUUUUUUAAAAUGUGUAUUUAUGCUAUAAAUAGAAUAGAGCUUUA
Molecule: messenger RNA, 3899 nt
Organism: Phyllopteryx taeniolatus (common seadragon)
Lineage: Eukaryota; Metazoa; Chordata; Actinopteri; Syngnathiformes; Syngnathidae
Gene: map2k6
Product: mitogen-activated protein kinase kinase 6
Exons: 11
Coding region: 1291-2268 (325 amino acids)
Biological process (GO): protein phosphorylation; MAPK cascade
Molecular function (GO): ATP binding; MAP kinase kinase activity
Source: RefSeq, a predicted model, not a curated record